AUGGUGCUGAGCGUAGAUGGCCUAAAAGAUGAAAUUCGUCAAUAUGCACCGGAAGUCGACUGGUUGGUCAAUUCGUUCGCCUAUGUUGGGGGUAUGGCCAGCGAUAAAAGGAUUUCUUCUGUUGAGGUGGAAAAUUUUCGAGGAUGCAUGAAAAAGAUAAAGUACGAAGCGGAUGCGCAUUUGAUAAAUUUCAUAGCGCUGGCUGACCAAGGAUACGGUCAGUCGGUAAUACGCUCUGCUGGCGAUCUAGCAUUUUCGUGUCGCAAACCAGCGCUUCCUGCAGACGUCUUGUCCUUCAACUCUGGUCACCACUUUAUCACAUUGCCCAAAUGGAAUUCCAUGGCAAGCGGUAGUUUAGGCUUUCAGUUACGCACACAAGAGCUUGAUGGACUUAUUCUUUAUCACGGAUCACUGCCAACAGCUAAAACGGGUCUUGAUUACAUUGCAAUGGAACUGGUAGAUGGGCAUCUGUUCAUGAUUAUUAAUCUUGGAUCAGGGCAUAUAAGAUUGCAGACAACAGCAGUGAAAAUAACGGAAGGAACGGUAUGGCAUAGCGUAACACUUGAGAGAAUGGGACGAAUGGGAACGGUGAUUGUGGAUAAUAUCAGAACCGAUUUCUCAACACCUGGCGUUUCCGCUAAUCUCAUCGUCGAGGAGCCAAUCUAUCUGGGUGGAGUACCAUGGCCUAUGAACGAGUCAGACGUGGUCGAGUUUCGUGCACCAUCUCCGGUCUGGACUGCAAAUCUCCGAAAAGGCUACAUUGGGUGCCUGAAGAAUGUGCGUAUCAACGGUAUCAGUGCUAAUAUUGCUAGCAUUCUCGAGGAUCAUCCGGAGAACGUCAAAGAAGGUUAUUUCCUUCCAAUUUUUUCGUCCACUGCUUCUUAUUAG
Gongylonema pulchrum is the source of this 888-nucleotide messenger RNA. The record is from the annotation of a GenBank genome assembly. Lineage: Eukaryota; Metazoa; Nematoda; Chromadorea; Rhabditida; Gongylonematidae.